AUGGCCGAAAUAGAAAAGACUCCCUGUUUUGAGCAUGAGCUUCCGGCCGACCCCGAUGCAGGUCUGGGUGAAACAGAAAAAAACCGCAUUGAUAAUCGUCUGGUCAGGAAAUUAGACUUAAGGCUGAUUCCCUGGCUUAGCCUUUUAUUCCUUGCUGGUUUUCUAGACCGGACAAACGUAGGAAAUGCAAAAAUUGAAGGUCUCCAAGAAGCACUACAAAUGACCAACGGUCAAUACAAUGCAUCUUUAAGCAUUUUUUUUGUUUCUUACGCCUUGUUUGAGCCGCUUACCAACGUUGUACUUAAACGGCUUGGCCCUAGAAUUUUCAUCCCUGGUAUCAUUUUAGCCUGGGGAAUCAUCAUGACCUUGACAGGGUUAGUUCAGAAUUUCUCGGGACUCAUGACGGCACGUUGGUUUCUUGGACUAGCUGAAGCUGGCUUGCCACCAGGUCUUAGUUACUAUCUAUCCUGUUGGUAUAAGCGGUCUGAAUUCGGAAUCAGAAUGGCUAUCUACUUCUCGUCUGCCGCACUGGCCGGAUCCUUUGGUGGCCUACUUGCGGCAGCAAUUUCUCAAAUGGAUGGUGUUGGAGGCAAGCCUGGAUGGGCGUGGAUUUUCAUUCUGGAAGGUCUUGCGACUGUUUUAUUGGGACUAAUAUCCUUCUGGGUCGUGGUAGUCUUCCCAGAUAGAGCAAGUUUCCUUUCUGAGAGUGACAAGAAUCGGGUCAUUCGGCGUUUGGCGCUAGACCAGCAGUCCAGUGGUAUGCACCAAGAGUGGAAUAUUGGCUUUCUCUGGGCCAGCUUCAAAGAUUGGAAAACUUAUACAAGCAUUUUGAUCUACAUGGGUGCUGGAGGCUCCCUAUAUGCCUUUGCUUUGUUUCUUCCGAGCAUAGUGAAAGAUCUGGGUUACACCUCAACAACAGCCCAGCUCCUUGCUGUCCCUCCAAAUGCCGUUGCUUUUUUCGUGACUAUUAUAGUGGGCUAUAUUGGGGAUCGAACUCAGAAGAGGGGAAUCCUCAACAUCGUACUAUCCAUUGUAGGGAUGGCAGGCUUCGGCAUGCUUAUUGCUGCAAACACGCCAGCCAGUCGAUAUGCGGGUACUUUUUUGGGGGCGAUGGCUAUAUUUCCCUCAGUUGCAAAUACUAUCACUUGGACAAGUAACAACGUGGAAGGUGUCUAUAAACGAGGUAUCACCCUUGGACUCAUGAUUGGCUGCGGCAAUUUGAAUGGUAUCGUUGCCAGCAACAUUUACAGGGGUCAAGACGCUCCAACCUAUUAUCCGGGUCAUGGAGUUGUACUCGGAUGGCUUUUCAUUUGUUUAUUUCUUGGCUCUGUGCUUCAAACCGUCCUUUUACGUAUCGAGAAUAAGAAACGUCACAGCGGCCAACGUGAUAUGUGGAUCCACGGUCUCAACUACCAAGAGAUUGCAGUGCUGGGUGACAAGAGGCCUGAUUUCAUCUAUAUAACAUAG
Messenger RNA from Penicillium macrosclerotiorum, 1467 nucleotides. RefSeq lists its product as uncharacterized. Gene Ontology annotation, biological process: transmembrane transport. The coding region runs from base 1 to 1467 and encodes 488 amino acids. Gene Ontology annotation, molecular function: transmembrane transporter activity. The transcript is spliced from 5 exons. Lineage: Eukaryota; Fungi; Ascomycota; Eurotiomycetes; Eurotiales; Aspergillaceae. The record is from RefSeq and is a predicted model, not a curated record. Gene Ontology annotation, cellular component: membrane.